GAAGAAGGUGUCAGAUCCCCGUAACUGAAGCUAUAGGCGGCUGUUACCUGCCAUGUUCAAGGCUACAGUUCAUCACCACAGGGCAGUCCUCAUGCAGGAGUUUGAGGCAGCUGGUCACAUUGAAUCCAUAAUCAAGAAGUAGAGAGCAAUGAAUGCUAGUGCUCAGCUCACUUUUUAUUCCGUCUGGAGCCCUAGUCCAUGGAAUGGUGGCACCCAUAUUAAGUAGGCAUGACCAGUGGCUUGUUUCCUAGGUGAUUAUAGAGCCUGUCAAGUUGACAAAUUAAUCACAACAGGGUUUCAUACAGUCCAGGGUAGCCUUGAACUCUUUAUGUAACUGAGGCUGACCCUAAACUUCUAGUCCUCUUGCCUCUACCUCACAAGUGCUGUGAUUAUUCACAUGGAUCAUCACAUUAAGACUCAAAGAAACAUUUAAAGCAAUACAUUUUAGCUAGGCCUGUGGCAAAGACCUGCAAUCACAGCUGCUUGGGAAGCUGAGGCAGCAGGAAGAUCACAGGUUUAAGGCCUGCCAGGACAACUUAAGAGUUUGUUUCAAGUUAAGGGGAAGAUCUGGAGAUAUAGCUCAGCGGUGAAGAGGACUUGCUUAGCCUGCAGGAAGCCCUAGAUUCAGUCCUCAAUGCCACAAAAUCAAAGUUGUUCAGUUUAUUUUAUCAUAAGGAAACAAAGUCUUAGAGCUCUUGAAGAAUAAUAUUUUAAGAAAAUUUUGUUUCUGUUAUGUGAGAGUACUUACAUGUAUUAGGUACUUAUCAGUCCCAGUCACAAAAUUAUUAGAAAAAUUAUUGUAGCUGGGCACGGUGGUGCAUUGCCUUUAAUCCUAGCACUUGGGAGGCAGAGGCAGGCAGAUCUCUGUGAGUUUGAGGACAGCCUGGUCUAAAUAGUGAGCCCCUGUCUCAAGAAAAGAAAAAAAAGAUUGUAGAGCAAGUUCAAACACUUGUUGGGCAUAAACUGGCUCAUAGCAGCAUUGGUAAAUAGUAAAAGCUGGAAAUAAACCAAAUGUCCGGAGACACUAGCAUGAAUACCUAAGUGUAGAACAGUAUGUUAAAGAAUGGCAAACUAUGUUAACAGUCAAUGAAAGAACUAUAGUCACCUGUUUUUAGGUGGGUGAAUCUCAAAACAAUGCUGAAUGGUUAGAGUAAAACUCGAAAUCAAAGCAAGCUACUGGUUAGUGACAUAUGUGGCAAAACCAUAAAGAAAUACAAAGCACAUCGGUAAAAAAUCCAGAAAAGGAUUAAAGACUGAAAAGCCAUCAACCCGAUGACCCGUUUUCCAUAAGGAAUGCUCAAGACAGCAUCUUGUGUGUUUUCUGAUCUUGUCCCCUGACCCAGUUCUUACUGCAGUGAUUGGUCGGUCACCAAGUCCCUUGUUCACUUAUAAAGAACUGACUUGCAUGACAAUUUGUGCGAGCUGCGUGAACACGUUCUCUGUGGGUAGCUGUCAAGGCUCGGACGGUAGAGUUCAUUAAGUUUUGGCUGGAUGAACAAAUGCAGUCUCCUGAGCUGGGCACAGUGAGUGCAGAGUCUGGAUUGCGAGAGAAGUGCCCACUGGACACCUAGAGGUGUGGAGAAGAAGGUGAGGUGAGCGCAGUUACCGCGGCUUGGCUUUGGGAACCGCGCUGAAGUCGCUCUCUACCCAAAUCCACUCGCUACCGCCCUUCCCGUGACGUCAUGUCACUCCCGCACUUCUGAUUGGAGGAGCGACAUUCGGCCACUCUCGCGGUAUUUCCUUGCCAGGUCCCGGCUAGGCUUCCUUCCUUCGGGAUUUUGUUGCCGACCACCGCACUACCUUAGGAUCCGCGCUGACGGCGUAGAAGAGGCAGGUUUGAGGCCGCGAGGCUGCGUAGACGUCCCGGGCACGAGGUUCGGCUCACGGGCGUGCUGCCUUCCAGGCUCGCGGGAGCGCGGGACGAACUCUCCACAGCCCGGUCGUGCCUGCUCGCCGGAGCCCACGCGAGGGGCACGGCACUUCCAGUCUGUUUGUAUUGCUGAGUACUGUUCAUCCUGUUCACAAUGGGUGUGAAGAAGAAAAGAGAAAUGCAGGUUGCUGCAUUGACUGUUUGUUAUCAGGACCUGGAAACUUUGAGAUCUUUUGCUGAUGCGGAAGGGAAAAAUCUAGCCUCUCUGCUGUUACAUUGUGUACAACUCACAGAUGGAGUGUCACAAAUCCAUUGUGUUAAACAGAUUGUUCCUCUCCUGGAGAAGGUAGAUAAAAAUGGCGUGUGUGAUCCCACUGUUCAAAGUUGUUUGGAUAUUUUAGCAGGCAUUUAUUUUUCUUUGAGUCUGAAGAAUCCCUUGAAGAAAGUAUUGGCAAGCUCACUGAAUAGCCUACCUGAAUUUUUUCUAACUGUGGCUUUAGACAGUUUUACUUUUCAUCUUCGAGAAGAGUUAAAUACCACUGACUUAUGCUCUUAUAGGAAAGUGAUUGACAAUAUAUCGUCCUGCAUGGAGAAUUUUAGCCUGGGUAGAGCAUGUAUUGUUAAUCUGCUUAAAAAUGUGUUUCAUUUUCUGCAGAGGAGUUUAAUUGAAAUCUUGGAAGAAAACAGAAAAUUCACUGGAAAUCAUAUCGUUCAAACACACUUAAUGAAUGACUUAUUGGUAGGCAUUAGAGUUUCAAUGACAUUAGUACAGAAAGUACAAACUUUCCAGGGCGACCUUUGGAAGGCUUCCAGCUCUCCCAUCUGGCAAAGUAUGUGUAGCUUGCUGAACAUUUUUACCAGGUUUUUAAGUGAUGAUGACCUACUACAGACUGUUCAGAGCACAUCUGGAUUAGCUGUUAUUCUUUUUAUCAAGACUAUGUUUUAUCCAUCUGAAAAGAUUCCUGAGUUGAUUAGCAGCUUGCUUCUCCAAUCAGUGGACUACACCAGCAUCCCCACAUGGUUCAUGAGCAGCUGUAAGAACCUUUGUUGUGCUGAUAUGCCCAGUUCAGCUCUCUUAUUCCUGUGUCAGGGGACACUUGCUAUGUUGGAUUGGCAGGAUGGGAGCAUGGGCCCAGGCAGGGAGACCCUGCUCUUGGACACUGUGCAUGCUUUGUUCAUCUUGAGUUCACAGAUUAAGGAAUCAACACUGGAAAUGUUCCUGUCUAGAAUCUUGGCAUCUUGGACUAAUUCAGCUAUACAUAUCCUUGAAUCAAGUUCCCCAAGUAUAAAGGACCAACUGAAUGGGAAUUCAAGCAUAACUGGGAGGCUUUUGGAAUAUGUUUAUACCCACUGGGACCAUCCAUUAGAUGCUCUGAGACACCAAACCAAAAUUAUAUUCAAAAAUCUUCUCCAAAUGCAUUGGCUUGCUAUGGAAGGGAAUUUGGUCACUGACCCUUUCUUUCUGGAACUGGCCAAGAGUCUUCUGCGAUUGGAAUGGCAUAUUAAAGGAAAGUACACAUGCCUUGGCUGUUUGGUCGAGUGCAUAGGAAUUGAACAUAUUUUGGCAGUAGAUAAAACAAUUCCAUCUCAAAUCUUAGAGGUGAUGGGCGACCAGUCAUUGGUACCUUAUGCAAGUGACCUCUUGGAAACCAUGUUUAAAAAUCAUAAGAGUCAUUUGAAAUCCCAGAUUGUCAACAGUACUUGGAUUGAUGAGUGGCAUGAAACUUGGGUUUCUCCUCUCCUUUAUAUUCUGUGUGAAGGAAACCUGGAUCAAAAAUCAUAUGUGAUUGAUUAUUACUUGCCAAAAUUAUUGAAUUACAGCCCUGAAAGCUUAAGGUAUAUGGUAAAGAUUCUUCAGACAUCUAUUGAUGCUAAACCUGGGUCUUGUCACAGCAGAGGGGCUCUGGGAGCUUUGAUGGCAUGUCUACGAACAGCUAGAGCUCAUGGACAUCUUCAGGCUGCAUCUCAUACCUGGGAGGACCUUGUGUCCAGUGCAAGAAUAAAGCAAGGCUUAAUUCAUCAACACUGCCAAGUGCGGAUAGAUACUUUAGGCUUGCUUUGUGAAAGUAAUCGAAGCACAGAAAUUGUUUCCACAGAAGAAAUGCAAUGGAUUCAGUUCUUUAUCACUUACAACCUUAACAGCCAGUCACCAGGAGUACGGCAGCAGAUUUGUUCUCUCCUAAAAAAGUUGUUUUGUAGAAUACAAGAAAGUUCUCAGGUACUUUAUAAAUUGGAACUAAGUAAAUCCAAACUUGAAUCAGAGGAGUUAACCAAAGAGCAGCCUUCUGUUUCUUUACAGCAAUAUAAGAAUUUCAUGUCAUCUAUUUGCAACAUUCUUUUUGAAGCAUUGUUUCCUGGAUCUUCCUAUUCAACUAGAUUUUCAGCUUUAACCAUCUUAGGAUCAAUAGCUGAAGUUUUUCCUGUCUUGGAAGGUGCCAUCCACACAGUGUAUCAGCUAAGGCAUGAUAUUGAUCUCCAUCGUUUCCAAACACUAGUGGAAUGUUUCACCAGCACUUUUGAAGAAGUGAAAACUUUGGCAUUUGAUCUUCUGAUGAAAUUAUCAGUAACAGCUGGACAGUUCCAGGAUUCUAAGAAACUGCAGGGCUUGUUCCAGGCAGCACUGGAGCUCAGCACCAGCACAAAACCAUAUGACUGUGUGACAGCCUCCUACUUGCUGAACUUUCUAAUCUGGCAGGAUGCUCUGCCCUCUUCCCUGUGUACCUCCUUAGCCCAGCAAGUCACAUGUGGAGAUGGAGAUAAGUCUGCUGCUGUGGUGGAAAGGAAUACGCUCAUGGUUAUCAGGUGCUUGAUGGAAAGUCUUGAGGAUGAAGUAUCUCAGGCUGAGAGUUCUCUGCUUCAGGCUGCAUCCUCAUUUCCACUGUAUGGAAGAGUUCACUGUAUAACAGGAGCUUUGCAGAAGUUACCUCUAAAUAGCCUGCAAAUGAGUGGGUGGAGACCUGUGGUGGAGAGGCUGCUGCUGCUGUGCUACAGGCUUUCUGCAGUGGUGUCUCCUGUCAUCCAGAGUUCCUCCCCUGAAGGCCUCAUCCCUAUGGACACUGAUUCAGAGUCAGCAAGCCGCUUACAAGUUAUUCUCAAUGAGAUUCAGCCACGGGAUACUAAUGAUUACUUCAACCAAGCCAAAGUAUUGAAAGAAUGUGAUAACUUUGAUUUGGAGGACUUAAAUACAAGGGUCUCAAUCAUUGAUGCUUCUGUAGAAGUCCAAAGUAAAGAAAGAAAAACACGUGAUGUAACUGCUCAGAUGGUCCUGGUGUGCUGCUGGAGGAGUAUGAAGGAGGUCGCUUUACUUCUGGGCACACUGUGCCAGCUGCUCCCUAUGCGGCCCGUGCCAGCAGCUUCUGAUGGGCUGUUAACAGUGCAGCAGGUAAAAGAAAUAGGUGAUUACUUUAAACAACACCUUUUACAGUCCAGGCACAGAGGAGCAUUUGAACUGGCUUAUACUGGUUUCGCAAAGCUCACUGAAGUUCUAAACAGGUGCCCUGAUGUAAAUCUGCAAAAACUGCCAGAGCAGUGGUUACAGAGUGUUUUGGAGGAAAUUAAAUGCAGUGAUCCCUCAUCUAAACUCUGUGCUACAAGGCGCAGUGCUGGAAUUCCUUUCUACAUACAGGCAUUGUUGGCAUCUGAACCAAAGAAAAGCAAAAUGAAUUUGCUGAAACUAACAAUGAAAGAAUUGAUCACUUUGGCUGGACCUCCAGAUGCCUCACUGGGCACAGUCCCCCAGGUUCAUGCUUUAAAUAUCCUCAGAGCCUUGUUCAGAGAUACACGCCUAGGAGAAAAUAUUAUUCCUUAUGUUGCUGAUGGAGCUAAGGCUGCAAUUCUGGGCUUCACAUCACCUGUCUGGGCAGUGAGAAAUUCAUCCACACUUCUCUUUAGUUCCUUGAUCACAAGAAUUUUUGGAGUUAAAAGGGGAAAGGAUGAACUUUGUAAAACAAAUAGAAUGUCAGGAAGAGAGUUUUUCUCUCGUUUCCCAGAUCUGUAUCCCUUUCUUCUCAAACAUUUGGAAGCUGUAGCCAAUACAGUGGACAGGGAGGUGGGAGAGCUGGAUCGUCACCCCAGCAUGUUCCUCCUACUCUUGGUAUUGGAGAGACUCCACCCGUCCCCAAUGGAUGGCUCAUCUUCUGCACUCAGCAUGGCGCCUUUUGUUCCUUUCAUUAUCAGGUGUGGUAACUCGCCAAUCUACCGCUCCCGUGAAAUGGCAGCUCGUGCCUUGGUCUCCUUUGUUACAAUAGACCAAAUACCUAGCACCCUCUGCACUCUGCUGGACACACUCCCGAACAGCACUGACCAGUGUUUCCGGCAAAAUCAUAUUCAUGGGACACUUCUGCAAGCUUUUCACUUGUUACAAGCAUACAGAGAUGCCAAACACAGAAUGAAUUCAGACUUUCAGCAGGAACUGCAUGACAUCACUGCUUGUACCAAAGCCAAACUCUGGCUGGCCAGGAGGCAAAAUCCAUGCUUGGUGACCAGAGCUGUAUACAUCGACAUUCUUUUCCUGUUGACUAACUGCCUCGACAGACCGACAAAAGGCAAGCAGCCAGCUCUGGAUAGUCUUGGCUUCUGGGAAGAUGUGAGAGGAAUCGUCUUAGGAUCAGAGCUGGUUACAGGGUUCCCCUGGACCCUCAAGGUGCCAGGCCUGCCCCAGUACCUGCAGAGCCUCACCAAACUAGCCAUCCCUGAAUUGUGGGCAGCGCUGGCCAAGACUGAAGGGCAGGCAACUGAUGUUCCCCUCACCUUCCCUCGGCUGCUGGAGUCUUCCUUUCCUGAAGUACGCUUGCUAACCCUGGACACCCUGCUGGAAAGAGCAAUAGCCUCUGGACUGGGAGAAAAGGGACCACCUCCCUUGCUGCGAAGCAUGGAAAAGGAGUUCCUGCAACUGGCGAUGAAGGAAAACCACCCAGGAUGCUUCUGCAAGGUCCUGAAGAUUCUCCAUCAUAUGGACCCCAAUGAAUGGCUUCCUCAGACAGAGGACUGUGUCCACCUCACUCCAAAGGAGUUCCUGGUCUGGACAAUGGAUAUUGCUUCCAAUGACAGAUCUGAAAUCCAGGGAGUGGCUCUGAAACUUGCCUCCAAAAUAAUUGCCUGCCACGUGCAGACAUGUGAGGAGAACAAGAACUUGAUAGCCCCAGAGCUGAGGCAGUGGGUCCAGCUGGUUGUCUGGUCCUGUGGAGACUGUCUUCCCACUGAGUCUAGACUGGCUGCUGCCAAAGUCCUCACAAGCACCACAUCCCUGUUCCUCACCAAUCCCCGGCCCAUUCUUGAGUUACAGGACACACUUGCUCUCUGGAGGUGUGUCCUCACUCUUCUGCAGAGCGAGGAGCAAGGUGUUAGAGAUGCAGCCACAGAAACUGUAACAACAGCCAUGUCACAAGGAAACACCUGCCAGUCAACAGAAUUUGCCUUCUGCCAGGUGGAUGCCUCCAUUGCUUUGGCCCUGGCCUUAGCUGUCCUGUGUGAUUUGCUCCAGCAGUGGGACCAGCUGGUGCUAGGACUGCCCAUUCUACUGGGAUGGCUGUUGGGAGAAGGUGAUGGCCUCGAAGGUUUUGUGCAGAGCCCACAUCAGGGGGAAGAUGAUCACAUAUUUGAAAAAUCGGAAGUCAAUUUUUGGGCUGAGACCCUGACCUUCGUGAAAUACCUCUGCAGACACCUCUUUCACCUCCUCUGUGAGUCUGGCUGGCAGUCCCCUCACUCGGAGAGGAUCUGUCACCUGCAAAGGAUAGCCUCAGAGCAGCACCACCUCCUCUCUCAGCUUUUCAAACAACUUCCACUCACCCCUGAGUUUUUGAAGACAGUGGAGUACACUAGGCUGCGCAUUCAGGAAGAAAGGACUUUGGCUGGCCUUAAGCUGCUGGCCUUUCUGGAAGGAAAGGAAGUUCCCAGCACUGAAGACUGUCCUGCAGAAUGGGGAGAGUUAAUAGCCCCAAGAACAAGAACAGAAGCAACAUGUUGAAGAAAGAAGACUGGGGUAGAAGGUAGAUUAUCCCCCAAAGUCUGCAAGAGACAUAAUCGAACAUUGCAACCCUCCCUUCAUUCCCUGCUCACUUCUAGGAGUCUAGGUCCUGUCACUUCCUAAGAGGGCUUUUGCAUCAAAUUCACUAGAAGCAGCCCGAUUUCUUGCAGCUUCUGUAGGAAGUAAGGCUACCACAUUGAAUAUUCACUUUGGCCCCAGGUACAGGCCACCUACAGGCCUAAAUUGGCCUUUUCCAUCCCCCAGGACUGCCAGAGUCCAGCCAAAGCCUGUUUUCUAUGCACUGCAUUGAGUUUUAACACACAAGAUUUCACCACCAUCACUGCUGUUUUGGGCUGUAUAUAAAGACUGGAUUAGUUGGCAAACAACCCACUUGGUCAUAUUUUAAAUUUUAUUCUUAUUUUAGCAGAGGAGAAAUAUGUUCCAAAUGUUGGGUCCUGGGAGAAUUCAGUGAGACUCAACCUCAUACAAAUGCGGUGUUUUAUUGUCUACAUGUGCUAGUCCUGUAAUGCCCAUGUUAAGAAUGCCUCCUUUCUCCCCAGAAAUGUUUGUGAAUGUUAGGAAACCUGAUUGGUCACCCAAUAUGUAUUGCCUGAUGUUAGAAGGAACAUGGGAAAAGGAGAGCCAGGACAGAGGCCUCAUUCAUUUGAUGCCAGUGCUAUCUACUGACCUGUGCUUGGUGGAAGUAUCUCAUUUCAGAUGCAAAUAAACAUAUCCAUUCGAUGGUUUCAUCUAGAAACCUUCAGGGUUUUUUGGCCCAGCGCAGCCCUCUUCCUCUGACACCCAGCAGGUGGCACUCCUGCACACAUUAUAUUUGCUGAUCUAUUUCAUUGGCUUAGCCACCUAAAACAACUGUUUGCUGCUAGGUGAGGAAGAGCUGAUCUUCCUAAAACAAGGAAUUCUAGAUAGGCUGACUAGACUCAGCAGAUGGAUAAGCACUGGGGAACAGCUGGGGGUGCCAACAACACAGUGGAC
This is a messenger RNA of Nannospalax galili (Upper Galilee mountains blind mole rat), 8828 nucleotides long. It is a transcript of the gene Thada, whose product is annotated as THADA armadillo repeat containing. Bases 2025 to 7835 code for a protein of 1936 amino acids. The transcript is spliced from 38 exons. Gene Ontology annotation, cellular component: cytosol. The record is from RefSeq and is a predicted model, not a curated record. NCBI's taxonomy places the organism in Eukaryota, Metazoa, Chordata, Mammalia, Rodentia, Spalacidae. Gene Ontology annotation, biological process: tRNA methylation.